AUGUCUUCUAAAGUGUGUAAAUCAAUUAAUGAGAUUGAUAAUUAUUUUGUUGAUGAUCUGAAAAACUCGGGAAAUGAUCUUUCUAUGGAUUUAUUAAGUAUGUAUUGCCCUGAUAGUAAAUGUAGUAGUGAUGAACUAAAGAUUAUCUCUGGUUUUAUAUUGUUACUAAAUAUGUUUGGUGAGGGAGAUAUAGAUAGUGAUAAACUUGUUGAAUACGCUAUUUUAUGGUUAAGUUAUAAACUAAAUCAAAAAACACAAAAUGGAACCACCAAAUUAUACGACUUUUAUACUGAAAAAAUAAAAACAAAUAGUUGUUAUAAUGGGCAUAUAGCUGAUAAUAGUGAUAAUGGUGAUAAGAUUAAUAAGGAUGUUAUAGAAAAUAAAAUAAAAUCGAUGAAUAUUGAUAUUAAAUAUAUAUCUAAUUAUUAUGAUCCAUUUAAAUCAUUAUGUAACGUGUAUAAUGAACUUGAUCCAGAAAAAAAACAAUGCAAGACAUGUUUAGAAAGUGGUGGAGAAUUUUUUGAAAAAUAUGAAAAACAUAAAAAUGCUUUAGAUAUUACUAAAGGAGAUUCUUAUUCUCAACUAUGGUUUAGUUUAUUAAAAGAUUAUAAAAUUUUUGAAAAUAAAUAUAAUAGUCUUGAAUGUAGUAGUAUCUCACCACUUGUAGCUUGUCCACGAAGUUCAGUAACACAAAAUACAUUAAUUACAAUUGCAAUUAUAUUUGUUGCAGCAUCAAUUUUAUUGGGAGUUUCUUAUAAGUAUUCGUUAUUUGGAUUUCGGAAACGAUCUCAAAAACAACAUUUAAGAGAAAAACUAAAAACAUAA
Molecule: messenger RNA, 825 nt
Organism: Plasmodium yoelii
Lineage: Eukaryota; Apicomplexa; Aconoidasida; Haemosporida; Plasmodiidae
Exons: 3
Coding region: 1-825 (274 amino acids)
Source: RefSeq, a predicted model, not a curated record